ACGCGCAGUUCAUUCAACAUGGCGGCACCCGUUCUAACACAAGUUCACAUUUAGCGACAACAUCGAACGGGCCGUGAUGUCCAGACUGGCUGUAGUGUUUGGGGGUUCACGUGGCAUUGGGCGAGCAGUUUCUCAGCUGUUAGCACAGAGGGGUCAUAGGGUUGUGGUGUUGUCUAGGAAUAAGGAGGCUGCACAGGUUACAGCUGAAUCUCUCCCUGGAGAAAAGCAUUUGGGUCUAAGCUGUGACGUCUCUAAAGAAGAUGACGUUCAGAGAGCAUUUGAGAGCAUCAGUAAGACCUGUGGCUCAGUGGGAUACCUGGUUAACGCAGCUGGCAUCAACAGAGAUGCCUUGUUAUUGAGGAGUAAAUCUGAAGACAUGCUGUCUGUUCUUCACACCAACCUGCUGGGCUCAAUGCUGACGUGCAGAGGAGCUCUACGGAGCAUGCUCAGUCACGGAGGAGCGAUUGUCAACAUAGGCUCCGUGGUGGGUGUGAAGGGUAACCCCGGGCAGUGUGUGUACAGUGCCAGUAAAGCCGGACUUGAAGGAUUCACACGCUCACUGGCGAAAGAGGUUGCUACCCGGAAUAUACGAGUCAACUUGGUGGCUCCAGGAUUCAUUCGGACAGACAUGACUGCAGGAAUGGAGAAGGAAGACGCGGUCAGAAGAAUUCCACUGGGCCGUUUUGGGGAACCUGCAGAGGUGGCCCAAGCGGUCCUUUUCCUCCUGGAGUCUCCUUAUAUCACAGGACAGCUUCUGCUCGUGGAUGGAGGGCUACAGCUGGCACUGUGAUGAGCGAGCAAACUUCAUAUAUUCGUUAUGCUUGAUAAUAAUGUACAGUCACAGUUUACAGACUGCUUUAAAUCUUGAUAUUGUUGAUCACCUCCUGAUAGCUCUGUGGAGUCACACGUAUCGUUGUGUAAGAGCGGUUUUGGCCCAUCUGGGUUGGAUUAAGGUUAUUUUUAGUUCACUGGAGUUUUUAAGGAUAUGGCUCAUGUUCCAUACUCGGGAUGACAGAGGUCAAAGGUCGACACGCGGAGGAGAUGACUCGCUGUGUGAUGUCAUUUUAGCAUUUAACAUUACACUUACAGAACCCCUAAUCUCAUAUAAAAUUAUUUUUAAAAUUAAAUGUAUUAAAUCCUGUCCUUUUCACCAUCGUAAAAAAUACAGAUUACCAAGAAACGUUUUUGCCAAGAGCAACUGGACUCAACCCAGACUCAAUUUCAGAGACGUUUAUUUAUUGUACUAUUCAUAAACCAGAAGAGAAUAAAGGAGAACAGUCCGUAUACAGGCACAGGUUGGCAACAGAAAAUAUUGCAAAGUAAGAACCUUCUAAAAUCUGUAUUUGUAGGAUAAACAGCUGUGCAAGAAAAAAAAAACAUAUGCAAAUCACAGGCGUAUGCGUGUAUACUGUUAUGCUGUAUUUUUUUGUAUAUAUGUGGCAAAUGAGUGAGAUGAGGGCUAAACUAUUUAAACUGAGUAUUUGAUACUCAACUGAUCAAAGCUAGUAUCAUUAUGAAUGCGUUACGAAGGAAUAUGUUGGAGCCAAUAAAAUACAACUUAUAAAAACAGCA
This is a messenger RNA of Puntigrus tetrazona (Sumatra barb), 1572 nucleotides long. RefSeq names its product carbonyl reductase 4 (gene cbr4). Gene Ontology annotation, biological process: fatty acid biosynthetic process. The coding region runs from base 77 to 790 and encodes 237 amino acids. The record is from RefSeq and is a predicted model, not a curated record. NCBI's taxonomy places the organism in Eukaryota, Metazoa, Chordata, Actinopteri, Cypriniformes, Cyprinidae. Gene Ontology annotation, molecular function: quinone binding; oxidoreductase activity, acting on the CH-OH group of donors, NAD or NADP as acceptor. The transcript has 6 exons.